Molecule: messenger RNA, 2203 nt
Organism: Musa acuminata AAA Group (dessert banana)
Lineage: Eukaryota; Viridiplantae; Streptophyta; Magnoliopsida; Zingiberales; Musaceae
Product: very-long-chain aldehyde decarbonylase GL1-6-like
Exons: 10
Coding region: 2-1960 (652 amino acids)
Biological process (GO): sterol biosynthetic process
Cellular component (GO): endoplasmic reticulum membrane
Molecular function (GO): C-4 methylsterol oxidase activity; iron ion binding
Source: RefSeq, a predicted model, not a curated record
CAUGGAAAAUAACCUAAGCUCUGCUUAUAAGUAUCACGCAGAAGCAAACUUGCACUAUGGACAUCACAGAAAGGUGACGACGAGAAGGUCAAGCAAGAUGGCUUCUCAACCAGGACCCCUCACCCAAUGGCCAUGGCAGAGGCUUGGAAACAUGAAGUACGUGCUCCUGGCUCCAUUGUUGGCGCACAGCGUACACAAGUUCAUGACGGUAAAGCCAGAGGAUAGGGACAUGUUCAACUUCCUCAUCAUCCCAUCUCUGCUGAUGCGGUUGCUGCACGCCCAGCUCUGGAUCACCCUGUCCCGGAUGAAGACUGCCAACAGCAAGCACAGCAUAGUCGACAAAAGCCUCGACUUCGAGCAAGUGGACAGAGAACGGAACUGGGAUGAUCAGAUCAUCUUGACAGCCAUCUUGGCUUACGUGGUAAACAAGGUGAUUCCUGGAGCAUCACAUCUACCAUGGUGGAAUACUAGAGGAGCGAUCCUCAUCAGUCUCCUCCACAUUGGCCCUGUGGAGUUCCUCUACUACUGGUUCCAUCGAGCUUUGCACCAUCAUUACCUCUAUUCCCGUUACCAUUCUCACCACCAUGCCUCCGUUGUUACCGAGCCCAUCACAUCUGUCAUCCAUCCAUUCGCUGAAGAGCUGGUCUACUUCCUGCUCUUUGCGAUUCCUCCUAUAACCACAGCUCUAACAGGAUCAGGUUCCAUUAUAACAAGCUAUGGGUAUUUGAACUAUAUUGAUUUCAUGAACUACAUGGGCCACUGCAACUUUGAGAUGGUUCCCAAGUGGCUUCUCGACAGCUUGCCCCCGCUCAAGUACCUCAUGUACACUCCCUCGUUUCACUCCCUUCACCACACGAGAUUUCGCACCAAUUACUCGCUCUUUAUGCCAAUAUACGACUAUAUAUACGGUACGGUGGACGAGUCUUCGGACGAGUUACAUGAAAGGUCUCUCAGGAAAAAGGAGGAGAUGGUCGAUGUGGUUCAUCUGACCCAUUUGACCACCCUGCAGUCCAUGUAUCACUCUCGAAUUGGCCUUUCUUCCCUGGCAUCAAAACCAUACAAGCAUCAGUGGUACUUGUGGAUCGUCUGGCCCUUCACGCACGCACUGGUGCAGCUGGCAUGGCACAUCGGGACUACAUUCACCGUCGAGAGGAAUAAACUGGAGAAGCUACGGAUGGAGACAUGGAUGGUGCCAAGAUACAGUUUCCAAUACGCCACAUUCGCUGGGAAAGAGAAGAUAAAUGGGUUGAUCGAAGAAGCUAUUCUGGAGGCCGAUAAAAGGGGAGCUAAAGUCUUAAGUUUAGGUCUCCUAAACCAAGCCGACGAAUUGAAUGGGUGCGGCAUGCUGUAUGUGAAGAGGAAUCCCAAGCUUAAGGUAAGGAUUGUGGACGGAACCAGCUUGGCAGUUGCUGUGGUUCUGCACAGUAUCCCCAAAGGAACACAGAGCGUUCUUCUUCUCGUCGGAAAUGUCUCCAAAAUGGCUCUGUCUUUAUGCUUGGCUUUAUGCAAAGUCGAUAUCCAGGUAGAGAUGGUUCAGAGGGACAAAUUCAACCUCCUGAAACAGAGAUUGCCACCACAACUUCAGAAAUAUUUGGUUUUCUCUGGGAAAUACAGAAGCAAGACGUGGUUACUUGGGAAUGGAGUGAGUGACCAAGAACAAAGGAACGCGAGUGAAGGCAUCCAUUUCAUCCCUUAUUCUCAAUUCCCCCCCAGAGUAGUACGAGAAGAUUGUAUCUACCACUGCACUCCUGCAAUGCUGGUCCCAAAGGCAUACCAAAACCUGCACGCCUGUGAGAACUGGUUGCCAAGAAGGGUGAUGAGUGCAUGGCGUGUGGCCGGAAUAGUUCAUGCGUUGGAGCAAUGGAACAAGAAUGAAUGUGGUGAGACGGUGAGCAACAUAGAGACAAUGUGGCGUGCUGCCCUCCGCCACGGAUUUCUCCCAUAUGAUGGUGUCCUGUAGCCAAGUGCAACGCCGAAGAAAGCUGCUUCUCUACUGGUAAUUGCAAUUAUGCCGCUUGGUAUCUACUAGAGUGACCUGCUACUCCUGGCGUGGAAAACCUUCAAUCUACCUUGUUUACUUGUGGAGUCUGAGACUUCGUUUAUGCCAUGAAUGCAAUAGUUGGCGUGUACUAGCUGAAUAGUAGGGACGAUUUCAUGAUCUGGAGUAAAUCUUUGAAUACAAUGUGUAAACAUACUUCUACGA